AUGUCUUCAUCUUUGACAGUGACAGGAAUCCAGGGUCGGCAGAUUACCUUGCCCACAGGACUUUUCAUUCACAAUGAGUUUGUACCUUCAUUGACCAGCCGCACUUUGGCUGUAGAGAAUCCUUCAACCGGCGAACAACUGGGUACUAUCGCGGCGGCUGGGUCGGAAGAUAUCGACAAGGCCGUGAAGUCUGCUAAAGCUGGAUUUGAGACUUGGAAAAAGGUCUCUGGCCCUGCGCGCUCACAGCUUCUUCUGAAGCUGGCGGAUCUGAUUGAACGGGAGGCUCAUGAUCUUGCCUCUCUUGAGGCGGUCGAUGCUGGAACUCUUUUCACCGAUUCUAUGGGCUUGAAUAUUCCACAGGCUAUUGGUUGUCUUCGUUACUAUGCUGGGUGGGCUGGUAAGAUCGAUGGAAAAACACUGGAUAUGGAGGGUGGUAUAGCGUAUACAUACAGAGAGCCUUUGGGUGUUUGUGGUGCCAUCGUGCCGUGGAAUGCGCCUUUAAUGAUCACGAUUUGGAAAAUUGCCCCAGCUCUCGUUACUGGCAAUACAUUGAUCAUCAAGACAUCAGAGAACUCACCCCUUUAUGGCCUGAGAUUGGCUGAGCUGAUCAAGGAGGCUGGCAUUCCAGCCGGUGUAGUGAACAUUGUUGCAGGCGACGGUGCCAAUGCGGGCCAGUCUCUAUCCGAACAUAUGGAGGUUCGCAAGAUUGCGUUCACAGGCAGUUCGAUUGCUGGUCGCAAGAUUAUGCAGGCUGCAGCUAAAACCAACCUGAAAAAAGUUAGUCUUGAGCUAGGAGGUAAGGGGCCUUCAAUUGUCUUUGAUGAUUGUGAUUUGGCAAAUGCUUUGCUGUGGACACGUAUCGGUAUCACUGCCAAUAAUGGUCAGAUUUGCGCGGCUGGAUCGCGUAUCUAUGUUCAGGAUUCUAUCUAUGAUCGCUUCAUUGAGGCGUAUAAGAAGGCUGCGGCUGAGAAUCCUACCGUGGCUGGGGAUCCUUUGAAUACAUCGACUACAAAGGGUCCUAUCGUGAGCCGUGUUCAGCAUGAGAAGAUUCUCGAUUAUAUUCGUCAGGGUAAGGCGUGUGGGGCUCGAUUGCUAUUUGGUGGAGAGAAGAUUGGCGAGAAGGGAUACUUUGUGCAGAAUACGGCCUUUGCAGAUGUCUCUGAUAACGCAGCAAUCAUGCGUGAGGAGAUCUUUGGCCCAGUGGCGAGCAUUGCCAAGUUCUCCACAGAGGAGGAGGUCAUUGCUAAGGCUAACGAUUCCUCCCACGGCCUGAGCGCUGCUAUUUUCACUAAUGAUGUUAGUCGCGCCCAUCGUGUGACAAAGGAACUUGAAUCUGGACAGGUCACUGUAAAUGCUUGGGCUAUGUUGUCUCCAAAUGUGCCUUUUGGCGGAGUCAAGGAGAGUGGAUUUGGACGAGAUAUGGGUGAGGAGGCCCUUGAAGGCUGGACCCAGGUUAAGGCUGUGAAGUAUCAUAUUCUGCCUCGCCUUUAA
Penicillium angulare is the source of this 1491-nucleotide messenger RNA. Its product is annotated as putative aldehyde dehydrogenase. Gene Ontology annotation, molecular function: aldehyde dehydrogenase (NAD+) activity. The transcript is spliced from 4 exons. NCBI's taxonomy places the organism in Eukaryota, Fungi, Ascomycota, Eurotiomycetes, Eurotiales, Aspergillaceae. The record is from RefSeq and is a predicted model, not a curated record. The coding region runs from base 1 to 1491 and encodes 496 amino acids.